Cryptomeria japonica (Japanese cedar) is the source of this 864-nucleotide messenger RNA. RefSeq lists its product as uncharacterized. The transcript has 5 exons. The record is from RefSeq and is a predicted model, not a curated record. The coding region runs from base 1 to 864 and encodes 287 amino acids. Lineage: Eukaryota; Viridiplantae; Streptophyta; Pinopsida; Cupressales; Cupressaceae.
AUGGCAGAGGCAGUGAUCGAGCAGAUGGGCUUUAGCAAAGAAGCUAUUAAAAAGGCUAAGGAGAAAGCAGAGAUUGAAUCUAAGAAGCCUAAGAUAGAACCAGUUCCCUCCCAAACAAAGCCUAAGGAGACUAAGUCUUCUCCCACUCCGGUGAAAUCAUCUAUAGCUCAAAGCUCAUCUAGAAAAGGAGUGUUGAAGCAGAAGAAGAAGCAGAAGCCUAAACAAACUUAUGUAGUUGUACCUCUUGUUUCUUCUGAGAUAGAGUCAGAUGAGGAAGCAGAGAAAGCUAAGAAGAAAGGAGAAUUUGUCAAGGAUGAAGAAAAGGAUAAAGUAGGAAAGGUUACAGAAAGAGAAGACGUGGAUAAGGAUAAAGUACAUGAUAAGGAAGAAGAGAUCGAUAAGGGAAAGCACAAAACUAACAAUGUCUCGAUGUCCCCAGCAGAAAGGAUAAUGGUAGUUGCAGCAGUCCAGGCUAAAGCUAGUCAAGACUUGGUCAAAUCUGAAAUUGAGGACAAGAAGUUGAUUGAGAUGUCUAUGAGUGUUCUACAAAAGGAUAUAAUAGAUCUAUCUGGAAACAUCAUUGCACCAGAUAUGCAGCCACCUGAAAUUACUGAUUCACAGGCUACUCAGGAGGAACCUACUGAAAAAGUUGAUGAACAAACCUCUGAACGAGAGAAGGAGAAAGAACAAAAGGAAGAGAAAAUUGAGAAAGAGAAAUCUGUUGAACCAGAAAAGGCAUUAGUUAAACAACAGAAUAAUGAUGAUGAUGAUGACUCAUUCAGCAUCAAAGGGCCAAUAAAUUUUGAUAACAUGAGUGCAUCAGAAUUGUUGGAGUUUGCAAAUGUGAUGCAAUCCAUAGAUUAA